Molecule: messenger RNA, 4591 nt
Organism: Cyanistes caeruleus (blue tit)
Lineage: Eukaryota; Metazoa; Chordata; Aves; Passeriformes; Paridae
Gene: SV2C
Product: synaptic vesicle glycoprotein 2C
Biological process (GO): transmembrane transport; chemical synaptic transmission
Cellular component (GO): synaptic vesicle membrane
Molecular function (GO): transmembrane transporter activity
Source: RefSeq, a predicted model, not a curated record
CGCGAAGCCCACACAGCCGCUCCGGUCCGCCCCUCCUCUGGUCUGUCACGCUCGGCGGCUCCUCCGAGAGGCUCCUCGCUUCCUCCCGCAGCUCCACUCCGCGAGCAGGAGGCAGCGGGAGCGGAGGCAGCGGCCGCGGCUCUCCGCCGCCUGCCCCCCGGUUGAAUAUUACAACUUCACUUAUCCCCGGGAUUUCUCCACUGAUGUCCAACACACAAUAGACAUUCCAAACAAUAUUUGGCAGGUGCCUUUGCAGCUCAACAGCAGUCCUUUGAUACAGAAUGGAGGACACAUACAAAGACAGGACUUCACUAGUGAAAGGGGCCAAAGAUAUUGCCAAAGAGGUGAAGAGGCAAGCAGUGAAAAAAGUGAAUAAAGCUGUUGACAAAGCCCAGGAUGGCUACACACAGAGGUCCUACAAUAGAUUCCAGGAUGAGGAAGAUGAUGAUGAUUACUAUGGCCAAGGAGGAAAUUAUGGUGUAGAAGCUAAUGAUGAUGAAGGAUCAAGUGAAGCAACUGAAGGACAUGAUGAAGAUGAUGAAAUUUAUGAAGGGGAGUAUCAGGGAAUCCCCAGCAUGGGGCAGGGUAAGGAUGACAUGGUGGCCUUAGGUCAGUCCAUGCGUGAUGAAUACAAGGAUCGUCAUGAACUGGAAACAGAGAGGAAAGCUGAUGAAGAAGAGCUAGCACAGCAAUAUGAAUUGAUAAUACAAGAAUGUGGCCAUGGUCGUUUCCAGUGGGCCCUCUUCUUUGUGUUAGGAAUGGCCCUAAUGGCUGAUGGGGUUGAAGUGUUUGUGGUUGGAUUUGUGUUGCCCAGCGCUGAAACAGAUAUGUGUAUACCCAAUUCUGGAUCAGGAUGGCUUGGUAGCAUAGUGUACCUUGGGAUGAUGGUGGGGGCGUUCUUCUGGGGAGGCUUGGCAGACAAGGUGGGAAGGAGACAAUCACUCCUGAUAUGCAUGUCUGUCAAUGGAUUCUUUGCCUUCCUCUCAUCCUUUGUCCAGGGCUAUGGCUUCUUCCUCUUCUGUCGCUUGUUUUCUGGAUUUGGAAUUGGUGGAGCUAUGCCAACAGUCUUCUCCUAUUUUUCGGAAGUGCUUGCUCGGGAGAAACGAGGUGAACACCUGAGCUGGCUCUGCAUGUUUUGGAUGAUUGGUGGCAUCUACGCUUCUGCAAUGGCUUGGGCAAUAAUUCCUCACUAUGGAUGGAGUUUCAGCAUGGGCUCUGCCUACCAGUUCCACAGCUGGCGAGUGUUUGUGAUUGUCUGUGCACUGCCUUGUGUCUCCUCUGUGGUGGCCCUCACCUUUAUGCCGGAGAGCCCACGGUUCCUGCUGGAGGUUGGAAAACAUGAUGAAGCUUGGAUGAUACUCAAGCAAAUUCAUGACACUAACAUGCGUGCUCGUGGUCAGCCUGAGAAGGUCUUCACUGUUACCAGAAUCAAAACACCUAAGCAGAUAGAUGAGCUCAUAGAAAUAGAGAGCGAUACCGGAACUUGGUACAGGAGGUGUUUUGUGAGAAUCCGCACAGAGCUGUAUGGUAUUUGGUUGACAUUUAUGAGAUGCUUCAACUACCCAGUGAAGGAUAAUACGAUCAAGCUUACAGCUGUGUGGUUCACCCUGUCUUUUGGCUACUAUGGCUUAUCUGUCUGGUUUCCUGAUGUCAUUAAACAUCUGCAGUCAGAUGAGUAUGCAUCCCGAGUGAAACAUUUCCGCAACGAGGAGGUCUCACAUUUCGUCUUCAACUUCACACUGGAAAAUCAGAUUCACAGCAAUGGAGAAUACAUCAAUGACAGGUUUAUUAUGAUGAAGUUUAAAUCAGUAACCUUUGAAGAUUCACUCUUUAAGAACUGUGUUUUUGAAGACAUUACUUCACUGAACACAUACUUCAGGAAUUGUACUUUUGUGAACACCACCUUCUACAACACAGAUCUCGAGCAGUAUAAAUUUGUUGACAGUGAAUUGAUAAAUUGCACAUUUUUUCACAUCAGGACAGGAUGCCAGAUUUCUUUUGAUGAUGACUACAGUGCCUACUGGAUCUACUUUGUUAAUUUCCUUGGAACUUUGGCAGUGUUACCAGGAAAUAUUGUGUCCGCCCUCCUGAUGGAUAGAAUAGGACGGUUAACGAUGCUAGGUGGUUCCAUGGUUCUUUCUGGCAUCAGCUGUUUCUUCCUGUGGUUUGGGACCAGUGAAUCCAUGAUGAUAGGUAUGCUGUGCCUGUACAACGGCCUCACCAUCUCAGCAUGGAACUCUCUAGAUGUCAUUACUGUGGAGCUGUAUCCUACAGACAGAAGGGCAACAGGCUUUGGCUUUUUGAAUGCACUAUGCAAAGCUGCAGCUGUACUUGGAAACCUAAUAUUCGGUUCCCUUGUUGGUAUCACCAAAGCAAUCCCUAUUCUCCUUGCUUCUACUGUUCUUGUAUGUGGAGGUCUGGUAGGACUUCGGCUUCCUGAUACAAGAACCCAGGUGUUGAUGUAACUGGAAGAAACAUUCACUAUUUAUUUCCCUCUUUGUACAAAUGUCAAUUCUCCUGACUGAUAGUGCAAAGGCUUCAGAUUUUCAACACACAGUAGAGUGCUCAAAUGUCAGAAAUCAAACUCAAAGGAUACUUUAGAAUAGCAGAGAUUUAACAACCUCUGCAUGAAAGUUUUAAAUUUCGCUUUUGUUUGCUUGCAUACCUUGCUAUUCAAACCCAUUUCACUUCAAAGUGCAAAGCUACCUCUUAAAACAGUUUUGGUGACAUACCCAGGAAGGUAAAAACCAUACUGAUAAUUAGAUAAUUAAAAUGCAAGCAGUCAGAUUAUUUCAAAAACACACGCUAAAUUUGGCCAUGGCAUUGUGAGCUUUAUAGCAGUACAGACAUGCAAGUCAAUUACUUAGCAGUAUUGGUGCAGGGAAUGUUAAUGUAUCAAUGCAUGCAGCAUUUAUCAGGAAACUCAACUGAUCACAUCAGUACUGGGAACAGUGACCUUCUGCAGCUGUGCUUAGGUGGCAAAAACUCGUGGCAAAGACUCUUUCUUGGGAAACAUUUUUAGGCAGAUUCAGUCCAAGUAAAGAUUACCAACUACACCCCAUACUGGCUGGGGAGAAGGCAACAGCUACUGCAGGGAGUUUAGAAGUCCAUACAAGUAUGCAGCAGAGAGAAUAACAAAAAUUAACAUUUUCACUUUUUGCCUCUGAUGUUCCAGAAAAAUUUUGUUUUAUUCUCACUUGUGGCAUCUGGGAUAUUUUUUCAUUUAAAACAGUGAAUUUGUCUUGUUCCAGGAAUGAAUGAAUGCAAAUAGUUUUGUUGUUAGUAUGACUGAAGUUAGAAUCAGGCCAUUGAACUAUAUGAUAGGGAAGAUACUUUCAGAGUGGAAUUUAUAUAUAUAAAGGCCUUCUUUUUUUUCAUAUUUUCUACACUUUUUAACAAAACCAUUUUCUCAGCUAAUUUUUAAUAGUUCCAGAAAUGUCUGACCACUUAAUAUUUUUACAUGUCUCUUUGAAAAGCUGCUAAGAAAUCAGCUAUGGCAAGGCUGCAGGGAGUGGUAAUGUUUUCAUUAGACCAAGUGCAUAGAUGGAAAGCAAAUGGUAGUAAAUACAUUUCUUCUAUGCUGUGGACCGUUCUGAUUACUGCAAAAUUCCCCAUCAGUCCUAAUGGUAUGCAAAAGGUUAUGGGAUCUCUAAAAUAUCAGCAUUACCAAUGUAAUACAGAUACAUUUAUAAAAUUAUCAAAGAAAAGAGGAAUGUUUCUGAUGGCAGAAAGUGGCAUUGCUUUCAGUGCAGCUAAGACAGCUGAUAAACUGUCUGCAGAUUCAAGUGUCAAAUAACAAAUUUUCUAUAAAACAUGUGGAAAAUUUUAUUCACUAUUUUUUUUCUGAUUUUGUCUGACAGCAUUUAUUAGGUAAAUGAAUCACUGCCAAGGAACUAAGCUCUCAAAUAAGGUCACCAUAUAGUAAGCUAGAGUUUUUUUCAUUGAUUUUUCUCUUGCUCUUAGAUGUGAACUUGGUUUUGGGCAGUAAUAUCUGACCCUGCCAUCUUCUUAAGUCAUCAUCUUUGUCAUAUUAAAAUAAUCAGUUAAAGUCUACAUAAGAAGAUGAUUCAACACAUUUAUAAUUCACCGUUUAAGCUACUGAUUCUAGAAGUGACAUAUUCAGUUACUAACAAAUGUCUCUGCUACACAUUGUAGCAGAAAAAAUGUUAGCCCAAGGUGUUAUUUUCUCCUAUGAAAUGAGAAAAUUGACAGAAUUAAAAAAGCAUGAGUAUGGAAAACUAGGGGGCAUUUUUUUUAUGUUGAUCAUUUAAAUAUGCUGUAGUAAGAAAAAAGUAAGUUUAGCAAGUGUGUUUAUUUUGGAGGGUUAAAAUGAAGAUAUUUGAGAUGAAAUAUUUUAUGUUUAAAUCUGACUUAGACAUGUCUCUUAAAUUUCUAAACUAUGCUAAUAAAUGAAGAAGAAUUCUUUUUCACUAAGUUCUGGAACAAAAUUCUGGCCUUAGUUUUGCAUCUGUGGCUUUUGUCCACUAGUCAUAGCCUUUAUGUUAUUUUAAGGCUGUUUUCUACAAUUAAUAUUGUAUUUGAGCCCUUUUUCUCUGUGCAAUUCCUUAGUAGCACAUGUUCAACUCCUCUC